CUCGCUUCCCUUCUCGCCGCAGCUCGCCCGUUCCUACGCGACGAGGCCGACGCCGUCCCUUCCGACCCCGCCCUUUCCACACUCCUCUCCGCACUCCGCGCAGCCGGCGCCGGGGAGUGCUGGCACAAGCACGGCACCUUCCUCGCCCACCUUAUUGGUGUCCACCGCAUCUUAACCCUAUGGGGCGCUCCCCUAUCCGUGGCCCGUUGCGGCCUCUACCACUCCGCGUACUCCAACUCCUAUGUUAACCUCGCCAUCUUCGAACCCGGCGCCACCUCUCGCGACGCCCUCAGCCUCUCUCUCGGCCCCUCCGCCGAGCGCCUCGUCCACCUCUUCUGCAUCGUCCCCCGCCAACAAAUCAUCCACGAUUUCCUCCUAUUCCGUUACUCCGACGCAGAGCUCACCGAUCAUCUCAUCGCCUCCGCCGAUUCGGCCUACCGUGGGAUCGAAGAGCCCUGGCGUCAGAAGAUCAACGCCCUGGUUCCGCCACAGGGGAUUUAUGUUAAGCACAUAAGAACCGGGGAAGACGUUCUGGUUUCACGCCGGGUGAUCGCGGCGUUUUUACUAAUGACCAUGGCGGAUUUCAGCGACCAGUUGUUCGGGUUCCAGGAUCGACUCUUUAACAACGAAAACGGCCGGCUUGAAUUCUCCGGAAACAAUGUUUCCGGCGCUCUGUGGCCGGGGGACGCCAGACCUGGGUUAUGGAUGAAUUCUAUUUCACGGAUGGGGGCGAUCUAUAAUCUAAUGGUGAAGGAAGAAGAGAUAUACAUGGAGGAGAAGAGGAGAGAAGGAAGAAGAGUUGCAGAAGAAGACGAGGAUAUAGACCUGGUAAUUCCGCCGGUGUUCGAGAGCUGCACUAGGGUUCUGGACGCUGACGAUCAGAGAACAGCGAGGGACUUGUACUGGGAGGCGGUGGCCGGCGGCGGAGACGGAGGGGAGAAGACGGAGAAGCUGUUGAGGAGCUGUGAGAAGAAUCCAUUCAUUGGAGAGCCGCAUGUGGUUCUGGCGCAGGUUUAUCUGGGGAUGGAGCGGUGGGAGGAGGCGGAGAGAGAGGCGGCGAUAGGGCUGAGGCUCAUGUUGGAAUGGGGA
This is a messenger RNA of Dendrobium catenatum, 1089 nucleotides long. RefSeq lists its product as uncharacterized. The record is from RefSeq and is a predicted model, not a curated record. The annotation marks the transcript as partial. NCBI's taxonomy places the organism in Eukaryota, Viridiplantae, Streptophyta, Magnoliopsida, Asparagales, Orchidaceae. The transcript has a single exon.